AUGGUCCGUUAUGACUGCAAACAGCUCAAGUCUUGCUUGGGAAGCAAAGUCCUGAAAGCAAAUCUCAACCCACUGCUCCAGCACCCUCUGCCAAGGGAGUGCCAAAGUGUUGUCAAGGGGAAACUCAGUGAGAUCUAUCCAGGGGGUGUCCCUGAGAACCAACUGAAGCUGAUCGCCUCCUUGGUCUACUUGUAUUCCAAUGAUGAAAUCAGUCACUGGAACAUCACAUCCAGGGACACUGUGGUGUAUUUACUGGGCUCUGAUGUAGCCUUGGAGAACCAAACUCAGGCUGUCAUCAAGAAAUUCCUGGAGCUGAAUGGCACCAUGACAGGGGCCAUGCUGGUGGCCAUUGGGGGCUUCCGUCUCUGUUGGAUGAGCCCACGGCAGAUUGAGGCUAUACGACCCACGGAGUUGAGGUCAGCAGGGGCCCUGGACAUCUCGUCUUGUGCUCAAGAGAGGAAGGAUGACCUCUAUGAAAAAGCCAAAAAGGCCUUUUCUGGAUCCAAUGGAUCAACCACCUACUAUCACUAUAUUCGACCCUACCUUGGUGGUGCAUCUGUGGAAGACUUGAAGCACCUGGCUCGGGCCAAUAUUUCUAUGGACAUUGACACAUUCACCCGUCUCAAUCCAGAGGUGCUGCAGAAACUGAGUCUCAGCAACGUGAAAAAAUUGCUUGGACAAAACGUAGCCGAUCUUCGGAAGGCCCGGAGCAAUCCAGCUGUAAGCUCUUGGCUCCAAAGCCAGAACAAGUCGGCUCUGGAGGACUUGGGGUUCGACCCAGCCCCGGAGCACCUGCACUCCAGCCCUGCCACCACCGGGAAGCCUCCCUCUGCUUGGGUCACUGACAAGGGGCACAACUCUGCUUCCCCUGGUGGGCACACCACUCUAGCCACUACCUCUGGUUGCUGCGGCCUGGCACCUCUCCACCUCUUCAAUGCUUUUGGCUUCCCCAUAGGCCUUAUCUUAUUCUUGAAGCUCCUUUGAGACUCCUGGACAAGAAUUCUCUCCUUUUACCAACCACACCUUGAACUUCACCAUUCUCUUUGGAUCAAAAACUUCCCUUUCCCAAAACAUGGACCCUCUAUAUACUUCUCUCCUCAACUCCAAAUGGACAAGGGUGCCAUGAGGCUGACUUUGGCCCUGGCCUUUGGGAGGCCCAACUACAUGCACUCAGAACCUUGGGACCUAUUGGAGAAGUGAUAACAGGACUGCAAGGGGACCAGUUCAGAGACUUCUGCCCUUCCCUUCCCACAGGAGUUAUCAUCACAAAUGCUCUUACCACUCCUGAACUUCAGCCAGAGAGGAUUUGGACUGAAGGCCGUUUGGGGGGCAAUUCCUUGGGGGCUGAGCUCGUCACCUGAGCUGACUGGACUACCCUCAAGAGGAGGGCUCUCCACUGUCCAUAGGCUGGAGACACAGGGCAAUUUACCUGGGGCAGUCUAUGUGCUUCUCAAGUUUUCUUAGGGUCCAAGAGGGCAUAAAUCCAGGCUGAACAUCUUAGGAACCACUUGAAUGCCUCAGAUGCUCAAGCCUCCCCUAACAAGUCAUUGCACCCUGGCCAAGAACUGUGGUUCUCUAGGGAAAGCUCAAGUUUUGCUAUCUUUAUGUUCUGAUUUUAAUAAAUGUGAGGAUCUCCUCAAA
Messenger RNA from Antechinus flavipes (yellow-footed antechinus), 1641 nucleotides. RefSeq names its product mesothelin-like protein. The record is from RefSeq and is a predicted model, not a curated record. Gene Ontology annotation, cellular component: cell surface. Gene Ontology annotation, biological process: cell-matrix adhesion. Lineage: Eukaryota; Metazoa; Chordata; Mammalia; Dasyuromorphia; Dasyuridae. The coding region runs from base 1 to 984 and encodes 327 amino acids. The transcript has 7 exons.